GAGCGGGACAGCGGUGGCAGGACGGCCGGCUCGGCCCCGCUCCCGCCCCCUCAGCCGCGCCGCGUCCCCGCGGCCGCCGCCGCCCCGUGACGGAGCACGGCCCGCGGGCGGGACCCUCGCGGCCGCUUCCUGGGGCGGGCCGGGCCCGGGGCGGCGGGCAUGGGUGGCGGUAGGCCGGGCCGCGCAGCGCGGCGGGGGCCCGCUUGCCUUUGGGUGAUGCUGGCGCUGGCCUGGGGCGCGGGGGCCGCGCUGGCGGCGGGGGGCCCGGGGGCGGCGGGGCCGGGCGGGCCGCCGGAGAGGCGGGAGGAAGAGGAGGAGGAGGCGGUGGCGGCGGGCGGGCUGGCGGGCGCCGAGGAGCCGUGCGGGGCGGAGGGGUGGGCGCAGGGUGCUGUCCCGCCGGGCGCGGCCUUCGUCGCCGCCGCGUCGUAUCGGGGCCCCGGCAACAACGACACGCGGAGCAACAAGGCGCUGCCCAUCCUGCUGUGGUGGAGCGGAAGCCUCUUCCCGCACUUCCCCGGAGACACGGAGCGGAUCGACUGCCCCCGCGGCUCCUGCCUCGUCACCCGGAGCCGGCGGGUGGCCCGGCACCGCCGUACCAAGGCCCUCAUCUUCUACGGCACCGACUUCAGGGCCUACGAGGCGCCGCUGCCCCGCCUGCCCCACCAGACCUGGGCGCUCUUCCACGAGGAGUCCCCCAUGAACAACUACCUCCUCUCGCACUUGCCCGGCAUCCGGCUCUUCAACUACACGGCCACCUUCCGCCGGGAGUCCGACUACCCCCUCACGCUGCAGUGGCUGCCCGGCGUGGGGUACCUGCGGGGGGCGGCGGUGCCCCUGGCCGAGAAGGACGAGUGGCGGCGGAAGGGCUAUGCCCCGGUGCUGUACAUGCAAUCCCACUGCGAUGUCCCCUCAGAUAGGGACCGUUACGUGCGGGAGCUCAUGAAAUACAUCCAGGUUGACUCCUAUGGGAAAUGCCUGCAUAACCGUGAGCUUCCCAGUGAGCGACUGAGAGAUACUUCUACAGCCACUACAGAAGAUUCUGAAUUUAUGACUUUUAUCGCCAGGUACAAGUUUCAUCUGGCCUUGGAGAAUGCCAUAUGUGAUGACUACAUGACAGAGAAGCUGUGGCGUCCAAUGCACUUGGGUGCUGUCCCAGUAUACCGAGGCUCCCCAGCUGUGCGGGACUGGAUGCCAAACAACCUCUCCAUCAUUCUUAUAGAUGACUUUGACAGCCCCCAAGAGCUGGCAAAGUAUCUUGAUUUCCUGGACAAGAAUGGAGAGGAAUAUAUGAAGUAUCUAGAGUAUAAAAGCCUUGGUGGAAUCAAAAACCAGUUCUUGCUAGAGAGCUUGAAAAGGCGGGAGUGGGGUGUGAAUGACAUGACUCUGCCCAAUUACCUGAAUGGCUUCGAGUGUUUCAUCUGUGACAGGGAGAACACCCGGGUCAAAGAGGAGCAGGAACACAAAAAGUCACAUGGGAAAAUUCCAGCUCCCAGACCUCGCAUAGCUCACUUCAAGCACAUGGGAUGUCCUAUGCCAGCCCCUGGGUUUGGAAGUGUUGAAGACCUCUCUGGAGGAGACAGUUGGAAAGAGAUGUGGCUGCAGGAUUAUUGGCAAAGCCUCGAUCAGGGUGAGGCCCUCACUACUAUGAUUCAUCGCAAUGAGUCGCAUCAGGGAAGAUUUUGGGACUAUAUGCAUGAGAUUUUUCUCAAGAGGACGAGGCAACACUGACCCAUCUUUGUAAGAGCUUGAUAUGAAAAUUGCAUUGAAAGUUGAGACUGAGUUCUUACCUCGCUCCAAAUGUUUGCCUUGAAAUAGAAGAAAAAGACUCACAGAGGCUAUUUCUUCUGGUGUAUGAAGUGAGUAAGUUUCAAGUUUCUCCUACAAUUGAAUUUCAGCAGUGAAGAUCUUAUCAACUGCUUUGAUUUGAAUUUCAGCUCUGUGGUGUGAAGCCACUCCUGACUUGCAGAUGUCAACAUAUGUGGCAAAAGAGGAAUUUACUCUCCUUUUGCAUUUAGUAUAGUUUCCUUGUGGCUUACAUGACCUCAGAGGAACACCUCUUCAGACUCUUGCUCAAAUGCCCUAAGUUAUUUCAGGGAUUUUUUAAUCUUCAAAAUAUUAAUCAUUUUUUUCUAAGUAUUUUAUCAGUCACUUAUUCUCCUCAUUAAUGUAUACUUUUAGCUGCUAUCAAAUAGUUUUUCCAGUGAAGGAAUUACAAAAGACAAAUGUGUGUGGAAAGCACUUGUGCCUUACGAAAUUGUAGCAAUAAAGUCUCUUCUCCUCUUUUCUCAAAUACUUCUACUUUUCAGGAUAACUGAAUAGCGAUGGGCAGAUAACUUACUCUCUGCCUAAUUUUCCUCUUUUGCUAACUUACCACGUGAUAUGUACAAUGGAUGAGAGACUAGAUUAUUCAGUUCACAGCUUUCAACAAAGUAUUUUACACCAGAAAGUGUAUUACCUGGUAUUUUGCAGAACUAAAGUAAAAUUAGCAUGAUUUGGUUCUUUUAAGUUUCCAUCAAAUCUGGAAAUCCCAGCUAUAAUUUUGAUUUCUUGUUAUCCAUAAUGCUAGCAAUUUAGAGGCCUUUGAUUUGUUCUUCUUGAGCAUCUGCAUCUUUCUGCAAAGACAAAUACAUAUUAGUGAUGGUGCCUUUCCAGUGGUCUCUGCAGUUUGGAUACAACCUUUGCAGUCUUUCUGUGCUGAAGUGGGUGUUCAGAAUCAGGUGCACUGAGAUGUUUUGUAUCUCUACCAAAUCUUAACACAGUACGAUCCUGGUCUGUGACUGGAGUUCCUAAAAGUAAGUGAUGACAUGUGGAUAGAUCUUCCUUGUUGCGUAGCCUGUAUCUCUUACAUAUACAAAUGAAGUCCACUGUUCCCUACCAUGUUGGGUACUUUCCUGAAAUAAUUGGUCUCGCAUUGGAGGGAGACUAAUUCACUUAAGCAUCAUGGGUUUAAGAGUACAGGCAAAUAUGGCCACACUGCAGUGAUGUCCUCCAAUGGUAUAAUGGUAUUUUAUUUCUCUUCCCUCUUCAGAAGUAAGGAUUGACUAAAUAGCCAGAGUUUAUCCAAGCCUAUGUUGGUAAUGAAGACAGAAUGUUGGUAAUGAAAGUCUAAAGUCUUGGGAUAAUUUCAUUUUGUAAGGCAAUUCAUGCAUUGAUACAGGAAGUCUGAAGCCUGUUAGAAGCUAAGAACAGGAAUAAAUCUACAUUCUGUCCCUAAUUAAGACACUACCUAUUGCUUAGCUGUGAAUGGAUCACUUAAUCUAUUUUUUUUUCUCAAAUUCCCAUUCAUAAUGUUAUAGAUAUGGUAUUAUAGGUAUAAUAUCAGUGUAGGUCAUGAUAUGCAUCUCAAUGUUUGUCUCUCAGGUGUUAUAACAACAUUGCAAUGUUAAAAUCAGGACACCUUGACAGAGGACACUUCAGACCCAUAACUGUCACUAGAUUCUUGUAAAUUUAGUGAACGCCCACACUAUUCACUGAUCUCACCUGAUUAUUUUUUUAGUAGAAAACUGCUUUUUUUAUAUAUCUUCUGUAAUAAUAGUAACAAAUGGUUCUUCAGCUAAAAUGCAUUCAUCAGUUUACAUUCCUUUUUUUCAGUUACUCAGGAGACAUGAACGCCUAAAUGAAUAUAUCUGAAUUAACUGUUGAAAUGGAUUACUCAGAUUAAGAUUACACAUAUGUGUGCUCAGGAUUGAGAAGUACUUGAGAAGUAAAUUAAGAUAAAACAAGUUAAGGCUGUUUUAUUUCUGAAUAUCAACUUCUGUUGAACAGUUUAAUGAUAUUUAAAUAUAGUUUCAAUUAAUGCUUUCAGAUACUUCAGAUACUCUUCAUUUCAUGUUUCUGUAUAGAAAAUCAUUCAGUCUUCUUUGACUGCAUGGUUCUCUUAAUUAGCUGUAUCCCAAACCCCUUUAUUAUUCAGGUGUUUGGUGGGACAGUCAGAAGGAGAAAUGGUGGUCUUGCUUUUGUCCUAAACAUAAAAAGUAAGAACCAAGUACUAGCACUUUCUGCUUUGGCUAUUUUCUCCUCUAAUUUAAGUAGAUUUUCUAGAAUUGUGGUAUUUAUAACCAAGUCUAGGUAUUGGUUAUAAUUCAUCUGCUGUUGCCAAAAUUAGAGGUGCUACAUUUAACGUAUUGUCCUUGCAGGAAUAACAGGAGGAAGUACCAGUACAAGCACGUCUAUCAUAGCACCUGCUUAGUUCUUGGUUAGUGAUGUCUUAAAGCCUCACUUUGCCUUCCUACUCAGCAAAACGAGCAUGAUUGUCAACUGACAAUGGAAUUGAAGAUACGGUGGUACAAACUUAAGAGUAGCUGGCAAACCAGAUAAAAACUUAUUCCUUGGGACCGUGAUCCAUUAAUUUGCUAGUUCACAACCAAGUAUUCCUUCACUACUAUUUAUUAUUUGUUCUCAGUAUAUUACAGUAACCAGUUAACAACGGUUUUUUAGUCCUACAGGGUUAUUUUUUAUUUUGGGUUUUUCUUUUUUGCUGUAUGUAUGUACUGCAGAAGGCUGCUGCUUUGAGCCUCAUGGCUGUUGCCAGGCAUGGGUAUUUCUGAUUGCCAUACCCCUUCUUAACACAGGUAUGAAAGCAGCACAGAUAUGAAAGUAACAUUAUCACAGAUAUUCCAUGGGUUUUGUCUGAGUUUUUCAAAGUACAACUCUUAGUUUGUAGUUAAGAGUCAUGAGCCAGUUUCAAUAGCUUUGUCUUCUGAGCUCUUCGUGUCUUCCUAGGUUUAACUAUUUUUUACAGUCUUACAGGUGGUAAACUUCUCAAAAGGUAACGAGUAUCAGCUGCCACUCUUCACAGCUGUGAUGCUCAGCAAAACCUUGUGUUCCUCUUGUAUCUGCAGAGUUUUUUCUAUAGUAAUAGAUCAUACUAGCUUUAUUGUCUCCUGUAUGUCACAAUAUGUCCAUGAUUUACAAACAGUGUUUGUUGCCUAUAUUAAUAUACUAAAUGUGUUUCACUUAUUGUACAUGGUAUGCAAGAAUUAAGGCUGAAAUAUUUCUCCCAGUGCGUAGUAUGAAUAACUUGUAUAGCUGCCAGACAAACUCCUCAGGGGCAGAAGAGGUGAGAAUCCUUCCCAGCUGGCUGAAGAGUUGUGGUUGCAAUUUGGUUCCAGGCUGCUGAAUGACCUUCAUGACAUCCAUUUCUCUGCACAGUAAGGACUGCAAAAUGUUGAAUAAAGAUGGUUCUACCACCAAGGCA
This is a messenger RNA of Tyto alba (common barn owl), 5197 nucleotides long. RefSeq names its product fucosyltransferase 11 (gene POFUT4). Gene Ontology annotation, cellular component: Golgi membrane. The transcript is spliced from 3 exons. Lineage: Eukaryota; Metazoa; Chordata; Aves; Strigiformes; Tytonidae. Gene Ontology annotation, molecular function: alpha-(1->3)-fucosyltransferase activity. Bases 160 to 1728 code for a protein of 522 amino acids. The record is from RefSeq and is a predicted model, not a curated record.